AUGUCCGGCGCCCCUGCACGUUUCUGGGGUCAACCCAUCCGGUAUCUUCGGUGGGCGGCGCACGAGAAGCCGGCAAUAUUCUGGAGCUGCGUUAUGGGUGGCCUGGGACCUGCGACAUUCGUCUUCAUCCCCCCCAUGAGGAGAUACUUUGGGGACCAGGAUCCACCGAGAAUUCCGCUAACUUAUCCCGGUACGUAUGCGAAUCCGAGAGACCUGUAUCCGCUGUUGGAUUACAUAUGUGAUAAGAUCCUUAAGGGAGACUACGCCGGCUUUGGUCGAUGUACCAGGAAGACGGGGAAACAAACAUUGAACAUGGGGAUAUCGGGUGGCUUGGGAACGCCGGGUUUGGAAAUAUCAGAUGCUCUACACGCCUUCUCUCUGCGAUAA
Messenger RNA from Fonsecaea erecta, 387 nucleotides. RefSeq names its product NADH dehydrogenase. The transcript has a single exon. The record is from RefSeq and is a predicted model, not a curated record. The coding region runs from base 1 to 387 and encodes 128 amino acids. NCBI's taxonomy places the organism in Eukaryota, Fungi, Ascomycota, Eurotiomycetes, Chaetothyriales, Herpotrichiellaceae.